AGAACACUGGGAGUUUAAAGACCAGGAGGACGCACCAACCUCUUUGAACAGAGAGGCCUUCCUGGGAAGAUGAAGCCACUCCUGCUCCUGUUGGUCUUUCUUCUGUGCCCAAGGGCAGAGGCAGGGAAAAUCAUUGGGGGCCAUGAAGCCGUGCCUCAUUCUCAUCCCUACAUGGCAUUUCUUUGGAUCAAGACUCCAACUAAAACAAAACGAUGUGGGGGUUUCCUUGUACGUGAGGACUUUGUCAUGACAGCAGCCCACUGCUGGAGAAGGAGCAGAUCCAUCACUGUCAUCCUGGGGGCCCACAACAUCAAAGACAAUGAGAGGACCCAGCAGAUCAUCCCUGUAAAAAAAGCCUUCCCCCACCCAGAUUACAACAGCAACUAUUUCAAUGACAUCAUGUUACUGCAGUUGAAAAAGAAGGCCAAGCUGACUGCUGAGGUGAGCCUCCUCAAGUUACCCUCAGAAAAUUCCCAGGUUACACCAGGGAUGGUGUGCACUCUGGCCGGUUGGGGACACAUUGGCCAAAACAUAUCCACAACAAAACUGCAUGAGGUACAGCUUGAAAUCCAGAAAGACAAGGAAUGUCUCUCUCGUUACACAAAACCAUACAACUCCACCAUCCAGAUUUGUGUGGGGAACCCAAAAGAGAAGAAGAAUUCUUUUCAGGGAGACUCUGGGGGUCCUCUAGUGUGUAAAAACGUGGCCCAGGGCAUUGUGUCCUUUGGGAAAGAGAAAGGGACACCUCCAAGUAUCUACACCAGGAUCUCAAGCUUUCAGCGCUGGAUUGAAAAAACAAUGAAAUCCUUCAAACUCCAGGGACAAGACUGAGAGGCCUCCUGAAUUGAUCUUCAUCUUCUCUUGUACACAGGCCCAAAGUACACUGGGUAGAGGAGUAGAGGGGACACUUCCAGGUGCUUAAUAAACUUUCAUCUCUAGAACAGAA
Molecule: messenger RNA, 946 nt
Organism: Marmota flaviventris (yellow-bellied marmot)
Lineage: Eukaryota; Metazoa; Chordata; Mammalia; Rodentia; Sciuridae
Product: granzyme B-like
Biological process (GO): proteolysis
Cellular component (GO): intracellular membrane-bounded organelle; cytoplasm
Molecular function (GO): serine-type endopeptidase activity
Source: RefSeq, a predicted model, not a curated record